Dunckerocampus dactyliophorus (ringed pipefish) is the source of this 2483-nucleotide messenger RNA. RefSeq names its product BTB/POZ domain-containing protein 6-B-like. The coding region runs from base 440 to 2083 and encodes 547 amino acids. Gene Ontology annotation, molecular function: protein binding. The transcript has 4 exons. Gene Ontology annotation, cellular component: cytosol. Lineage: Eukaryota; Metazoa; Chordata; Actinopteri; Syngnathiformes; Syngnathidae. The record is from RefSeq and is a predicted model, not a curated record. Gene Ontology annotation, biological process: neurogenesis.
GGCGGGGAGAAAAUGGGGAAACGAUCGAGGAGUAAAAAAGAGAAAAUAAAAGAUCAGCCCUUGAAAAGUCUCCACAACAAACAUCUUCUAACGAGGAGCUGUCACCCACACAAGGAGCUCCACGGUCGGCUUCGUCUCUGUGUACGGCCACUAAGGAGCAACCGAGAGCGGAAGUGUCAGGUGCGGAUUUGAUGACGGCUGGAAAAGGGGGAAAAAAGGCUUGGAGAUGAGCUGACGGUCACGACACAGGAACAAGUUAGAUGUGGAUGAGGGACAACAACACUGGACCCAGUCUGAAAUUUGAUUUUUACACGCAGCAUUGGCCUUCGACGCCGAGUUAACGCCGCGUAGAGGAAGGGGGGAAGGGGCUGCAUCCUGCGGAAACACUCGGCUCGUCUACCGCGGGACAGCGCGCAGACAAGACCGCACGCUUGUGCCGAUGCCCACGGCAGACUGCAGGCUGCUCCAUCAUGGCCGGAUCAUGAGGUGCCUGACCUGCCUCCUCCUGCUGCCAGACACCCUGAGAAAGUCCAAGAAGCUCAGCGGGCUCCCGGGCAGGCUGCCACUGUCUUACGACGUCCCGAGCAGCAAGAAGCACAAGAAGAUGGCCGCGGAGCUAUGUCCCGCCGGCAACGGCAACCUGGCCAGCGGUACCACGGUGGCUGACGCCGAGAAGACCAAGGAGGCGCCGGUCAACCAGGCCGCCAGUGGAGGCAGCGGCGACGGAGAGGGCGAAGGAGGCGCGGCGGCCACCAGCCCGACCACCCAGCAGAACAUCAGCAACAACAACACCGUGGAACCCAGAAGCUGGCAGUGUAGCCACCCCACACUGAGGGAGAGGAACGCCUUGAUGUUCAACAACGAGCUGAUGGCUGACGUCCACUUCAUCGUGGGGCCUCCGGGGGGGUCACAGAGGGUUCCAGCACACAAGUAUGUGCUGGCCGUGGGAAGCUCCGUCUUCUGUGCCAUGUUUUACGGCGAUCUGGCGGAGGAGGAGUCUGAGAUCCAUAUCCCAGAUGUGGAGCCCGCUGCUUUCCUAAUUCUACUCAAGUACAUGUACAGCGACGAGAUCGAGCUUGAGGCGGACACGGUGCUGGCCACCCUGUAUGCUGCCAAAAAGUAUAUCGUCCCGGCGCUGGCCAGAGCCUGCGUUAACUUCCUGGAGACGAGCCUGGAGGCCAAGAACGCCUGCGUCUUGCUCUCGCAGAGUCGCCUAUUUGAAGAGCCUGAGCUGACGCAGCGCUGCUGGGAGGUGAUCGAUGCCCAGGCCGAGCUGGCACUGCACUCCGAGGGCUUCUGCGAGAUCGACCUGCAGACGCUGGAGAUCAUCCUGCGGCGGGAGACGCUCAACACCAAGGAGGCGGUGGUGUUCGAGGCGGUCAUGAGCUGGGCUGUCGCCGAAUGCCAGAGACAAGGGCUGGGGCCCACCACACGCAACAAGCGUCAGGCAUUAGGGAAGGCGCUGUUCUUGGUACGCAUCCCUACCAUGAGCCUGGAGGAGUUUGCCAAUGGGGCGGCCCAGUCCGACAUCCUCACUCUGGAGGAGACGCACAAUAUGUUUCUGUGGUACACAGCCGCCAAAAAACCCAAAGUGGACUUCCCCCUGACUACCAGGAAGGGCCUGGCGCCACAGAGGUGCCACCGCUUCCAGUCCUCGGCCUACCGGAGCAACCAGUGGCGGUACCGCGGCCGCUGUGACAGCAUCCAGUUCGCCGUGGACAAACGGAUCUUUAUCGCCGGGCUGGGACUGUACGGUUCCAGCGGUGGCAAGGCCGAGUACAGCGUCAGGAUCGAACUCAAGAGGCAGGGCAUCAUCCUGGCCCAAAAUUUGACAAAGUUUGUGUCGGACGGAUCGAGCAGCACCUUCCCCGUGUGGUUUGAGCACCCGGUGCAGGUGGAGCAGGAUGCCUUCUACACGGUCAGUGCCGUGCUGGAUGGCAACGAGCUCAGCUACUUUGGCCAGGAGGGAAUGACAGAGGUGCAGUGUGGGAAGGUGACCUUUCAGUUCCAGUGUUCCUCGGACAGCACCAAUGGCACUGGAGUGCAGGGGGGGCAGAUCCCUGAGCUGGUCUUCUACGCCUAAGGACAGGAAGUGAGGGUUCUCCUCAUGGCCUUCCAGUCAUGUAGCAUCACAAACACUCAUGAGCUGCUAGUUCUCAGACUCUUCUAGAAGCCACGGUGUGCUCCACUUAUUUAAUUUAACGUUAUUCUUUAAUUUAAACUCUUUCUUUGCUCUGCUGUUGCCAUGGAAACACAGCGGUGGUCAUGCGAUCCAGCCGAGCAAAGCUACUGGACCGAAGUUUGUCUUGCUGCUCUUCUACCGAGCGGAACUUAAUGUUCUGGUUCUUAAAUGCAAAAAUAAGUAGGGAUGUUGUUGUUUUGCACUUGAGGACACAGCCUCAGUUUGAUGUCUUUUCUUUGAAAUUGUAACAGCUUGAUGCUGACACUUGAUGACAUAAAGGUUUUAAUGCCAUCCAAGCUGC